This is a messenger RNA of Lymnaea stagnalis (great pond snail), 375 nucleotides long. The record is from the annotation of a GenBank genome assembly. Lineage: Eukaryota; Metazoa; Mollusca; Gastropoda; Lymnaeidae.
GUUGAUUGGCUUAACUUGUAUUUCCAUAAUCAAGUUUUGAAACGAGAUAUUCAUGAAGAACUUAUGAAAAAUGUGAGGGAUGCUCUUAAUGGCCACGACAAGGAUGACGAUGAUAAAAUCACCUACUUGCGUCUCUUUCACCAACCAGGAGCAGGGGGAACUACAUCUGCAAAACAAGUGUUAUGGGACAUGCGUAAAGAAUACAGGUGCUGUGUAGUUAGCACCAUAACAGAUCAGACAUGUGACCAGUUAGAUGAGGUCAGACGGUUCCAAGACAAUAAGCCAAAGCCACUGUUGAUCCUUAUUGAUAACCAAGAUGAAGACCGUUGGAACCAACUGAGGGGAAAUCUUGAAAAUAAAGGAAGGAAACGCUGG